Messenger RNA from Strongylocentrotus purpuratus (purple sea urchin), 1054 nucleotides. Its product is annotated as SEC14-like protein 2. The record is from RefSeq and is a predicted model, not a curated record. NCBI's taxonomy places the organism in Eukaryota, Metazoa, Echinodermata, Echinoidea, Camarodonta, Strongylocentrotidae. The transcript is spliced from 3 exons. Gene Ontology annotation, cellular component: cytoplasm. Bases 51 to 461 code for a protein of 136 amino acids.
AGGUUCCUUCAUUCUUCUACAAAAAAGGAAGUGACCUCAAUCAUGAUGACAUGACCUUCAUGGAACUUCCGGGUAAAAGGUCAACUGAAGUCAAGCACAGAAUCUCGACCGCAGGCAGUAUCUUAAGUUACGAGUUCAAGACAGCGUCCAACGACAUUGCUUUCGGGAUCUACCGGUUGUCGGAAUCUGGAGAGAAGAUCUCUAUCUUAGAUGAGAAGAGGUAUUGCAGUCAUAUCAUACCGGAGGAUGGAGAAGUACUCUUUGAAGAACCCGGAUUGUAUGUGGUGAAGUUUGACAACCGCGGAAGUGCCUUCCAGAAAACACGCAAGUUGAGCUACUGGAUGGAGGUCAUUGAACCCAAAAUCGAACGAUCGUCAACAGGAGGCGCCUUCUUUAACAAUCCGAGAGAUAGUGGAUAUUAUCAAGAGAAUCAGUAUAUGACACCAACCGGACCUAAAUAAAAUCCCCUUUCUUAGCAUAAUCAAAGAGGACUGUAUAAAUGAUAAUAGUCCAGAACCUUCUUCUUUUUCUUCUCUCUGUCUCUAUUGGCCUCUCUCUCUCUCUCUCUCUCUCUCUCUAUAUAUAUAUAUAUACAUAUCUCCCACUCUCUCUCUGUGUGUCUCUCUUGCGCGCUCUGUUUCAGUAUAAUAUAUACUUGUUAUGUUAUGUGGAGGUUAACGGUUCCAAUCCCAGCGCGGCGUUCUAUUAUAAUGUUCUUUACCAAGGUAUCCGUCUUCAUUUGCCACUCUCCUCCCAGUUGUAAUUGGAUGCUAUAGAGCGCCACGUACAUCUUUCUCGCUCGGCUACGGUCGGAUAAAUGGAGUGCUAUUUGAAACAAUGUGACUGACAUUAGCUGUACUAAAAUGACAUUAUUUAUCGGUAGUGCUAUUAUAUCUUUGCUCGUAUAUAUAUAUUUGUAGGGUGCUCGAUCGGUAUCGGGAACUAUUAAGGAUAUCUUGCGUUUCAUAUUUCUAUCAUUUUCUGUAUUUAAAAUGUAAAUGUGAGAAAAAGUCUUCAAAAAACAACUGAAGGAAAGCAAAGACACUUUUCUACA